Eurytemora carolleeae is the source of this 3131-nucleotide messenger RNA. RefSeq lists its product as uncharacterized. The transcript is spliced from 14 exons. NCBI's taxonomy places the organism in Eukaryota, Metazoa, Arthropoda, Copepoda, Calanoida, Temoridae. The record is from RefSeq and is a predicted model, not a curated record. Gene Ontology annotation, cellular component: junctional membrane complex; plasma membrane; endoplasmic reticulum membrane. The coding region runs from base 1 to 3030 and encodes 1009 amino acids.
AUGGUAANGGAAUAUGAGCAGGUUGGAAAGGAUAAGGAAUAUGAGCAGGUUGGAAAGGAAAAGGAAUAUGAGCAGUUUGGAAAGGAUAAGGAAUAUGAGCAGGUUGGAAAGGAUAAGGAAUAUGAGCUAGUUGGAAAGGAUAAGGAAUAUGAGCUAAUCGGAAAGGAAAAGGAAUAUGAGCAGGUUGGAAAGGAAAAGGAAUAUGAGCAGGUCGAAAAGGAAAAGGAAUAUGAGCAGGUCGGAAAGGAUAAGGAAUAUGAGCUAGUUAGAAAGGAUGAGGAAUAUGAGCAGGUUGGAAAAGAUAAGGAAUAUGAGCUAGUUAGAAAGGCUAAGGAAUAUGAGCAGGUUGGAAAGGAUAAGGAAUAUGAGCUAGUUAGAAAGGAUAAGGAAUAUGAGCAGGUUGGAAAGGAUAAGGAAUAUGAGCAGGUUGGAGAGGACAAGGAAUAUGAGCAGGUUGGAAAGGAUAAGGUAUAUGAGCAGGUUGGAAUGGAUAAGGAAUAUGAGCAGGUUGGAAAGGAUAAGGAAUAUGAGCAGGUUGGAAAGGAUAAGGAAUAUGAGAAGGUUGGAAAGGAUAAGGAAUAUGAGCAGGGUCGGUACGGAGUAAGACAAUCAACUACAACUCUAGCAAAGUAUGAGGGUACCUGGGCUAACGGUUUACAGGACGGAUAUGGAUCAGAAACCUACGCAGAUGGAGGAACAUAUCAGGGGCAAUGGCUGAGGGGUAUGCGCCAUGGCUACGGAGUUCGCACAAGUGCCGCGUUCGGUAUUGCAUCCCAUUCACGUGGUGGUGAUGGAAGACGACCGUCCAUAUCCUCCCUACAGCCGGGGAUGGAAGAAACAAAGGUUGUGAUGACGAAUGGCACAAGAGGAAGUGGAGGGGAGGAGGCAAGAGGAGGUUUUGUUCUAAAAUCAAGAAGUGAUGAGGCCCCGGUUCGAAGAAGAUCACUUGUUGAGAGAACAGGGAUGAAGAACUUGAUGCAGGGACUACGGAUUCGGAAACAACGGAGUACUGGAGACCUAGAUAGAAAAGGAGUUAUUGGAAGUAUUAGAUCUACCGGAUCUACGACCUCUUGGAUGUCUAGUGAAUCAAACUAUGCUGGGGCCUCCAUGAUGUCCGAGGGAAGCCAGGCCAGUUUUGUUGUAGAGGAUGAGUUGCUUGAUUCUAAUGUUACCGAAACCUAUAUGGGAGAGUGGAAGAACGACAAAAGAUGCGGAUUUGGGAUCAGUGAAAGAUCAGACGGUCUCAAGUACGAGGGGGAGUGGUUUAACAACCGAAAAUACGGAUACGGAGUCACGACCUUCAAGGAUGGGUCCAGGGAGGAGGGGAAGUACAAGAAUAACAUCCUGAUCACUAGUAAUAAGAAGAAACACCUUUUCCUCAUCCGUUCUGCCAAAUUCCGAGAGAGAAUAGAUUCUGCUGUGAAUGCUGCGCAGAGGGCUUCUAAGAUUGCCCUGCAGAAGGCUGAUAUAGCAAUCUCCAGAACUGCAACUGCACGAGGCAAGUCUGAGCAAGCUGAUUACGCGGCAGAGUGUGCUAGAGACGACUCUACGGAGGCUCGCGCCUGCGCACUCAAGCUGGCUCCUGAUUUUGGGAAACCAGGUCUGCCCUCCCUAGAACUUGAAAAGGACCUGCCUCCUUUACAAUCCAACUCUCAUCCACCCCCACUUACCUUAGACAAGUUAGACCUGCCCGGAGCAGGAAAAGUUGGACCUGGACCUCCAAGUCCUCGUGGAAUAGGUCCUCCAAGUCCACGAGCUAUAGAUUCAGGUCAGCCUAGUCCACGAAGCCAGGGGCUUGCCCAGCCCCCUUUUACAGAAAAAACACUUUCAAACCAUAUUGGUAAUUCGGGCAAUGUGAUCAACAAACCAAGCGUACCAAACACUUCUGUAGACGUAAGAAAUAAUUUUACAGCCUCCCCUGUUAAUCCUACCCCAGCCCCAGCUAAAACAUCGCUUAAUCAACCUCCCCAACCUGUUCAGAAUUCAAUGACAUUGCGUGCACCCCCCUCCAGACCCCAACCACAAAGAUUUAGUCCCCCUCUACCCAGUGAACCCGUUAGACAAAACAUGACCAAUAAGAGUGAUAUAUCUCCUAGAGUGAGUACUAUAUCCGCUCCAAUGCUGGCUGCCCCAACCAUGCGUUUGGAACCGGAAGUUCCAUCAUUCCCUGACCCUUCAGUACUACGCCAGCCAAAUACCCUCCAGAUAUCAGAACAGAUCUCCCGAGGACGAACUCCAACAAGACAGGAAAGAUCCAGAAUGGGAGCACAGAAUGAUAUCGGGGCAUCUCAGGCCGGCGGUGGAUACAAUUUCCAGAAAAUAAUGGACGAUAGGUUUGAACAUUAUAAAAGACCACCCAGUCGGGAAAGAUCUGCUGAUCGGUACGGACUGGGUUCCCGUCAAGGAUCUCGGCAACAAUUGUCUAGAGAUGUGAGUAGGGACAGAAUUAAUAGACCACAGUCUAGACAAAGGACUCCAAUGAACCCGGAGCAGGGUUUAAGUGAAAAUAAAACAAGUUCAGGGUUGGAUUCACUAAAUCUUGACGCCAUUAUUUCCCAUCCAACAGGCAAUGGGGCGGUCGGUGGUGGUUUGUCCGACCUUAAACUCCCGGUCGAAGAUCAACUUCGAUUCCGAGGAGUUCAUCAGGAGAUACCACACUUUGGAGCUCCGCCCAAGAGAACUGAAUCCUUGUAUAUGAAGCCGGUUGAAUCCCAGCAGGCAACAUAUAAGGUGCUGGGAACAUCGGCGAUGCAGCGGAAAAAGUCUUUGCCGGAUGUGGCGGCGUUACCCGCCGUGACUGUAAAGGCGGGUACCCAGGUGAUGACAAGAGAAGAGAUAUCCGUCCUAAGCUCCGCCCGGCGGGAGCAAAUCCGCCGUGAUUUGGAGGAGGCGGAGAAAUACAGAGCGAACCCUAUACUUUAUAUUUUCAAUCCUCAAAUCAGGGAUUGGUUUUCUAGACAACAGCUGAUGUUUGUUGUUGUUGUUGUUAAUAUAACCCUGGCUGUUAUGUUCUUCAAGCUGUUGACCUAAAUAUAUUUUCCUUACGAACCUAUAUAAUUAUACUUUUUCUAAAGAUAUUCAUCUUUUUUAAUCAAAUUUUAUUCAAUAAAUAUGUUCAUUAUUGUUUUAAA